AUGGCGAAAAAACGGAGGAGCCCGAGUCCUAGAAUUCCGAGUAAAAAAAAUUUCCACGUGGAUUCUGAAGGUGUCACCGAAUUUUAUAAAAAUCAGAAGGAGUUAUUGGAGAAAUUCGAGGAGGAUCAAAAAACGAUCAGAAGUCCGGAGAAGGCGAAAGAAGAGGAUGAGAAGUCGGAAGAUCGAUUUUUGGCGCAAGCGGUUUUCGCGCUAAAUAUUGCGUCGCUUAUUGGAAAUUUGGUGGCUUCGGUGGUUUCGGGAUCGUUGAGUAUUAUGAGGUGAGCAAGGCGCAUUUAAGCAGUCCCAAAAUGCUCUGCUUCUCUGCGUCUCUUCUGAAAUUUACAGCGAGAGAUAGUUAAGCAGUCCCAAAAUCUCAUAAGCAGACACAAAAUGAUCUGCUUCUCUGCGUCUCUCAUAAAAAUCUACAACGAGAGAUAGUUAAGCAGUCCCAAAAUCUCAUAAGCAGUCCCAAAAAUCUCUGCUUCUCUGCGUCUCUCAUAAAAAUCUACAGCGAGAGAUAGUUAAGCAGUCCCAAAAUCUCAUAAGCAGUCCCAAAAAUCUCUGCUUCUCUGCGUGUCUCAUAAAAAUCUACAGCGAGAGAUAGUUAAGCAGUCCCAAAAUCUCAUAAGCAGUCCCAAAAAUCUCUGCUUCUCUGCGUCUCUCAUAAAAAUCUACAGCGAGAGAUAGUUAAGCAGUCCCAAAAUCUCAUAAGCAGUCCCAAAAAUCUCUGCUUCUCUGCGUCUCUCAUAAAAAUCUACAGCGAGAGAUAGUUAAGCAGUCCCAAAAUCUCAUAAGCAGUCCCAAAAAUCUCUGCUUCUCUGCGUGUCUCAUAAAAAUCUACAGCGAGAAAUAGUUAAGCAGUCCCAAAAAAAUAAGCAGUCCCAAAAAAAUAAGCAGUCCCAAAAAAAUAAGCAGUCCCAAAUUUCUCUGCUUCUCUGCGUCUCUUCAGAAAUCUACAGCGAGAGAUAGUUAAGCAGUCCCAAAGUGAAAAUAUUCUUUGGGACUGCUUAACUAUCUCUCGCUAUAGAUUUUGUGAGAGACGCAGAGAAAUUUGUGUCUGCUUAUUUUUGGGACUGCUUAUUUAUCUCUCUGCAUGCAAUUCAUGAGAGACGCAGAGAAAUAGAGAAUUUUUGGGACUAUUGAUUUUUUGUAAAAAAAAAUGCACGCUGUUAAUUUCCCCUCUCAAAAAAACUUCCAAAAUUAUUUUCAAAAAUUUUUUUGUCAUCAAAGCAAAAAAACAGUAGCUUAUCAUCUUUAAAGUGCAAACUAUCACAAACUAGAACAUAAUUUCUCUGCGUCUCUAACCCUCUCUCAUUUCCUACAGUACCUUCGUGGAUUCGUCGAUGGAUAUCGCGUGCAGUUUCGUCAUGAACAUUUGCCUUUCCGAAAUCAACAAAACCGACCAGAACAAAUAUCCACGUGGCCGCGAUCGACUUGAGCUAA
This is a messenger RNA of Caenorhabditis angaria, 1443 nucleotides long. The record is from the annotation of a GenBank genome assembly. NCBI's taxonomy places the organism in Eukaryota, Metazoa, Nematoda, Chromadorea, Rhabditida, Rhabditidae.